CGCACGCACACAACAACACCAACUUCAUAAGACAUGAAACAUUCGUGUCUAAUUCACGUCAGUGUACAGACACGAGGAUCUUCUCUCGUUUAAUUGAGUCUCUUAAAUAUUGCAUUUCCUCAAUAUACUAACUACAUAAGGUAAGAAUACGUUUGAAAUGGUGUCGUACAAGCGGCUUACCCCAGAAGAGGUUCAUUUCUCAGGAGCAGCUUUAUUAGAUCACUCUCCUGAUGAUUCAGCAGACAUAGAAGUGAAGGAAUUAGACCCAGAACUGCCCCUGCUGCCCCAGAGCCCUCAAUGCUCCAUCACUGCUGCCCUGUUGACACUCGGAGGACUUAUUCUAGUGCUCUCUGGUGUCUGGCUACUGGGAACUAUAUUCUGGUUACAUAAUCCUCCUUCCACAGAACCUCAUAGACCUUUACCGCCCGCUGCAGCUCCAAGCACAGACAUAGUUCAGGGAAAUGGGUCAUGGCUGCAGCCAGAGUCCUGCUCUAAAGUUCUGGAAGGUUGGAGGUUUGACUGCUAUCCAGAGAGAAGUGUGGUGGUUACAGAAGAGAUGUGUCAUGCACGAAACUGCUGCUUCAUAGCAGGAUCAGAGGGUAAGAAACCAGGACGGAAUGGAGUGCCAUGGUGUUUCUACACACCUGACUAUCCGUCCUAUGAGUUGGUAUCUAUUAGUGACAGUGAGAUGGGGAAGGUGGGAAAACUGCUUAGGAACAAAAAGACGUACUACCCUAAAGACAUUGACGUUUUGCAACUUGAAGUGCUGUAUGAGGAAGACAACAGACUGCGUGUGAAGAUAACAGAUCCGGCUCAGAAGAGGUAUGAGGUGCCCAUAGAUGUUCCUGUGGUUCAGAAAAGAGCAGCAAACCCGUCUUACACUGUAGACUUUAUCAAAGAACCAUUCGGGCUGAUUGUCAUGAGAACGCAGACAGGGACUGUACUGCUGAACACUUCCAUAGCUCCUCUAUUCUAUGCGGAUCAGUUCCUUCAGAUGUCCACAUUGUUACCAUCAAGUUUCAUUUAUGGUUUGGGAGAACAUCGCUCCAGCUUUCUGCAUGACAUCCAGUGGAACACUCUCACAAUGUGGGCUCGAGAUGUCCCACCAAUGGAGCUGACCAACCUCUAUGGUGUCCAUCCCUUUUAUCUCUCUCUGGAAUCGGAUGGAACAGCACAUGGGUUUUUCAUGCUCAACAGCAAUGCAAUGGAUGUGGCUCUGCAGCCCACCCCUGCACUCACCUGGCGUAUGAUUGGUGGAAUUCUAGACUUCUACGUUUUCCUGGGACCAGAUCCCAGCUCUGUGAUUGGUCAAUACCUGGAUGUCAUAGGUAAACCUGCAAUGCCCAUCUACUGGGCUCUGGGAUACCACCUCUGCCGAUGGGGCUACAAGUCAAGCAACAAAACAUGGGAUGUUGUGAGAGAAAUGAGGAAUUAUGGGAUACCUCAGGAUGUACAGUGGAAUGAUAUCGACUACAUGGAUCAUGCUUUAGACUUCACUUAUGAGCCUGCAAAUUUUUCCACUCUACCUGACCUUGUAAAAGACCUUCAUAGACAUGAUCAACACUAUGUCAUGAUUCUGGAUCCUGGUAUUAGUAGCUCUCAGCCAUCUGGCUCCUAUUGGCCAUUUGAUGAAGGGGUGAAGAGGGGCACUUUCAUCAAUGACUCAAAUGGAGACUUACUCAUUGGGAAGGUCUGGCCAGGACUCACAGCCUUUCCAGAUUUCUCCAAUCCAGACACGCACGAGUGGUGGUACCAGAAUCUGCAGAGGUUCCACAGCAAAGUGCCUUUCGAUGGCGUGUGGAUUGAUAUGAAUGAGCCAUCUAAUUUCUUUGAUGGAUCAUUGAAUGGUUGUCCAGAGAAUGAACUGGAAAAUCCUCCUUACACCCCAGGUAUUCUGGGUGGAACAUUAAAGGCCAAAACUAUAUGUGCAUCUGCACAACAGAAAAUGUCCUCUCACUACAACAUACACAGUCUUUAUGGACUAAUGGAGGCCAAAGCCACAGAAAGUGCUUUGAGGAAGAUAACUGGGAAGCGUCCCUUCGUCAUUUCCCGCUCUACAUUUCCCAGUCAGGGCAGGUACUCUGGACACUGGCUCGGAGAUAACAGGAGCCAAUGGAAAGAUUUGGGCACAUCUAUAUCAGGUAUGCUGACCUUUAACAUCCUGGGGAUUCCUCUGAUUGGGGCAGACAUCUGUGGUUUUGGGGGCAGCACCACAGAAGAACUGUGCAUCCGCUGGACUCAGCUAGGAGCUUUCUACCCCUUUACUAGAAAUCACAACUCCAAAGAUGAAAAGGAUCAGGAACCAACUGCAUUCAGUCCUGCCGGACGUACAGCGAUGAAAGAAGUCAUCCUCCUCCGUUAUUCCCUUUUUCCUCAUCUCUACACACUCUUCCAUCAUGCACACAUCAGUGGACACACUGUUGCAACGCCACUGCUCUUUCAGUUCCCUACUGAUAGGAAGACCUAUGGCAUAGAUAAACAGUUCCUAUGGGGAAAGAGUUUGCUGGUCUCACCAGUUUUGGAGUCAGGCGUGGAAUAUGUUGUGGGCUAUUUCCCUAAAGGUCUCUGGUACGAUUUCUACACGGGCGACUCAUUGGUCAGCAGAGGGGAAGAGAUCAAACUUCACGCUCCACUAGACAAAAUCAACCUGCAUCUCCGAGAGGGUUCCAUCAUACCUACACAGAGACCUAACACUACUCUAUGGGUGAGCAGUGGUCAGCCCCUUCAUCUAAUUGUGUCUCUUAAUGUGGAGGGUCUGGCUGAGGGGGAUCUGUAUUGGGAUGAUGGAGAGACCCUUGACUCCUACGAGACUGACCAAUAUGCAUACAUAUGUUUCAAAGUAGAACAGAACACAAUGAGGUCAGAGGUGCUGCAUAAUCAUGAAGAGGCCACUUACAUCACCAUGGAAACUGUUUCCUUUUAUGGAGUGAAGGUGGAACCAGAAAAUGUAACCGUGAAUUCCCAUGAGGCAGCGUUCACUUACCAAAACAAUCAGGUGCUGAGGGUAACAGAUUUGGGUCUAAACCUCAGUCAAAACUUCACUAUCAGCUGGAUGUAAAUUUGUAAAUGAUCAAAAUGCUGUUUCAAAGCUGCAGAAACGUGUUGUACAUCAACGCAACAUCUCAACGGACUUUAUUCAAGUACAAAGACAGUGUUGGUUCUUGUUCUAGACUGGAAUCACGAAUAUUGCAGAACAUCCCUUUGUUGUAUAUCUCAUGUGCACUUUAAGUGUACUAUGUAUUAUUGGACCAGCCGUAGUCAGUUGCACUCAGAGGAAGCAAGAAUAAAGGAAAGAAUUCAGUGUGUUUUGAUUAAAUAUGGUUUGAUCAUUUGAAUGGAUAGAUAUUUUUAAAUCUGCAUUUAUAUUAAUGCCUUUUGCUGCUCAUAUUGUUUUUAGAGCAGGACAUUUCUUCUAUCAAUUUUAGUGGUGAAUUGUAAAAAUUUUUAAUCAGAUUUGGUUUGGUUUGUACCUAUAACUAUAUAAAUUCAGGCUUAAUUUGAAUAUUUUACAAGAGACGUUUUUUUGUUUUUUUUGCGCUGCACUUGACCAUCAGUAAUCAUUAUCCUCCAGUGGAUUUACAGAUCAACUGUCUUUCAAGUUUAAACAUGAUCCUGCUGAAGUAAGGUUUCAAAGUAUUCCAAAUUAUGUUUAUUGAAAUUACUUUUAAAUCACAUAUGUCUAUAUUUUGUUUACAAGCAUAAUUGCACUGAUCAGGACAUACUGAUGAGACGGUGUGCAACAGAAAUGCAUGUUUGAGCUUUGGUAUGUAUCCAUUUAAUUAUUUACAUGUGCUGACAGACUGACAAUGAAUGUGAUCCAGUACCUUUAGCCAGGCAGAAUAAUAUUUUGUUCUGAUAAAUUAUUGGAAGUUUGUUUUAAUGCUCAAAGGGACUCAUUGUAAAAGUUUCACACUGCUGACAUAAUGCAAAACCAUGAAAAUAUUAUGGAUAUUCAAAUGACACCGUAUACUAUUCAUCAAGGCGUAAAGAGGCAUGUAUAUGCAGUAUUUUGUCAUUUGUGUUUGUGCUAUUGAUAUUACAGCUCAUAGCAUAACAUUGUGCCUUAUAUUUCAUCAAAGCUGUGAUUCAACAUUUAGUGGCUUUACUGUGAAUGUAGAAAAGUCCUCUGUCUAAAAACACUGGGCUGCUUUAAAAGUUUUAUCAAAAUAAAAUGAGUAACUGGAAUGAAUUUAAAGGCAAUGACAUGUCUAAGUUCAAUUGUGUAGACAUAUGCUCCUAAAACGUAGGUUAAACGAUAUGUCUGAGUGUGUUAGUGUGUUUAAGGCUUCCUUUCUUUAAGCCUGAACAAACUAGUGUACAGAGUUUCAGAGGACACACAGGGUAGGUGCAAUAAACAUUUGAAG
Messenger RNA from Xyrauchen texanus (razorback sucker), 4364 nucleotides. RefSeq names its product alpha glucosidase 2 (gene gaa2). NCBI's taxonomy places the organism in Eukaryota, Metazoa, Chordata, Actinopteri, Cypriniformes, Catostomidae. Gene Ontology annotation, molecular function: carbohydrate binding; alpha-1,4-glucosidase activity. The record is from RefSeq and is a predicted model, not a curated record. The transcript is spliced from 20 exons. Gene Ontology annotation, biological process: carbohydrate metabolic process. The coding region runs from base 158 to 3058 and encodes 966 amino acids.